Molecule: messenger RNA, 642 nt
Organism: Suillus subaureus
Lineage: Eukaryota; Fungi; Basidiomycota; Agaricomycetes; Boletales; Suillaceae
Exons: 3
Coding region: 1-642 (213 amino acids)
Source: RefSeq, a predicted model, not a curated record
AUGCAGAAGUGCUUGAGCAUGCCCGAUCGCCGUACCCUUGCGAUUAUACUGAUACUGGUUACCUGCACGCGAUAUGCGCAUGUAUACACAGCUUCACAUCUCAUCCGACCUGAAGCCGACGUUUUCCGUGAGUAUCGGAGACACCAUAAUGAAAAUACGACAUCACCACCUCUCUCCGCGACCGCGGGGGCUCGUCAAGUGUUCGCGGGUAUGCUGUUGAAUCUGCACAAAUAUUAUUUGUGUCCCCCGAAACAACACGGUAGCUAUUCCCCUGAAAAGCAAGGGACACAAGUGCUCGCGCCUUUCCCUUUCGUGCUCGAUUCUCGAGUGGCUGAGGACGCAUAUAAUCUAAGUACAAGUGGAAACUCGAAGAGAAGACCGCUCGGAGGUCACGGAAAUGAGGCCGAAGAUACCAGACCAAACUCGUCGGCCGAUGCUCUAGAGGGUGCUACGUCACCAGAAGGUAUUUCUGUCCUAGGCACUCGUUCUAGGCAUCCCUCGAAUGAUCAAAUCCCGAAUGACCAUCUUCAUUUCCCUGAAUGGCCUAGAGCCUGCUCUAUAGCGAAUAAUGUUGCUGCUGGUACAAAGGGCAUGCCUUGCGGAGAGCAACACGCCCAUCAUCGUGAAAUGAAGAUCAUAUAG